Molecule: messenger RNA, 1094 nt
Organism: Acanthochromis polyacanthus (spiny chromis)
Lineage: Eukaryota; Metazoa; Chordata; Actinopteri; Pomacentridae
Product: caspase-6
Exons: 8
Coding region: 60-944 (294 amino acids)
Biological process (GO): proteolysis; apoptotic process
Cellular component (GO): cytoplasm
Source: RefSeq, a predicted model, not a curated record
GCUUGACGAAACAAAUUCAUUUUUCAGUGUGUCAGUCGAAGAGAAGAAGAGCUGUGAACAUGUCUGGAGGAAGUGUUGCUAAGGACAGCAGACCAGCCACAGACAGGGCGGCAUGCACGGAGAACCUAACAGAGACCGAUGCCUUCAUCACAAGCUCAUUAGCUUUGGAUCCCACAGAGGAGUACAAGAUGGCCAACAAGCGGCGAGGCCUCGCACUCAUCUUUAACCAGGAGCGCUUCUUCUGGCGCCUGGGCUUGAAUGACAGACAUGGAACCAACACUGAUUGCGCCAACUUAGAGAAAAGAUUGCUGGAGUUAAACUUUGAUGUGAGGAGUUACGAGAACUACAAACAGGUGGAGGUCCUGGAUAAAAUCUGUGCAGCUGCUGAGGAAGACCACUCAGACGCCGACUGCUUUGUGCUCGCCUUCCUCAGCCACGGCGAGGAUGAUCAUGUGUACGCCUAUGACGGCAAGAUCAGCAUCAAGGACAUCACAUCCCUGUUCAAAGGAGACAAGUGCAAGAGCCUGGCAGGAAAGCCAAAGAUUUUUAUCAUACAGGCAUGCCGCGGAGACAAGCAUGAUGUCCCGGUGACCGUCUGUGACGCUGUGGACAGCGACUUAAAGACAAACGAGGUGGUGGUGGAUGCUAGCGCCGUAAACACCCUCCCUGCCGGAGCAGAUUUUAUCAUGUGCUAUUCUGUGGCUGAAGGUUACUAUUCCCACCGGGAGACCAUAAACGGCUCCUGGUAUGUCCAGGAUCUGUGUGAGAUACUGCGGGAGUUUGGGGAUUCCCUUGAAUUCACAGAAUUACUCACGCUGGUCAACAGAAAAGUGUCAAUGAGGAGCGUUUUGCGCGCCUCUGACCGGAAUGCCAUUGGGAAGAAGCAAGUGCCCUGCUUUGCUUCGAUGCUCACCAAGAAACUCUACUUCCGACCAAAAAAAUAACAACGCAAGACCUCAGUUAUCAAAUGAGCUGGUUUAACAUAAAAGCCUAAGAAAUAUGGGCUUCUGAUCAGAGAUUUAAAACAAGAAAAACUGUGCAGAUUUUCCUCUAAUCCUUAUCCGAUUUCUGCCCAUGGACAUUAAUAUAGUUUA